GACUGUUGUAUAAUGCCUGUACUAUACCAUUUGUAGUGCCUAUGCUUGUAAGUGAAAAUAACGUUUUUAUUAACAGUUUAUUUAUUAACAUAGCAAAUGUUGAUGACUGAUGCAAUGAAUUCUAAAAAAUUAGGAAUUAAUUGUUGUGCAUUUUGUGGUGUUGUUGCAAGUAAUAAAUGUGCAGCAUGUUCUUUGGUUGUCUAUUGUUCUAAAGAACAUCAAAAAGCUCACUGGAAUAAACAUAAAAAAGAAUGUAUAUCUUAUGAGGUACAAAACAAUUCUAAAUUAUGCAAUUUUCUGAUUGCUAAACGAAAUAUUAAUCAAUUUGACGUUAUAAUCCAAGAGGAACCAUUAGUUUUGGGUCCUAAAUUUCCAACUUUAGAACCUAUAUGCGUUAAAUGUUUACAAUAUUUGAAAAGAUCAGAGUCUACAGUUGAAUCUUUGUGUGAACAAUGUUUAUGGCCUAUUUGUGGUUUUGGUUGUAAAAUAUCAAUUAAUCCUCAUAUUCACAAUGAAGAAUGUAAAAUAUUGCAAACAGGAGCAGACAAAAUUGCCAAAACAAAUAAUUAUAUGUAUGAAAUUUUAACUCCUUUAAAGUGUCUUUUAUUGCAGUUUAAUGAUAACAAAUGGAGUAGGUUAAUGGAAAUGGAGUCUCAUAUGAAACACAGAGGUCCAGAUUCUCAAGUAUACGAGGAGAUUAAUUCAAUUUGUAAUUACUUAAGAACAAACUAUUUGAGUGAAAUAAAAAUUAAAGCUUCGUCAGACCUUAUACAUAAAAUAUGUGGUAUUUUAGAUGUAAAUGCUUUAGAUGUUCAUGUAGCAGGAAUGGAAUUAACUGCCUUAUACCCUAAUGUAAGCAAGAUGGAACACAAUUGUUUACCAAACACUAGUAUAACAUUUGAUAAAUUUGGUCAUAUUUCUGUUAGUGCUGCUAGAAAAAUAGCUAAGAAUGAACAUUUAAGUACUAUGUAUACAAAUGCAUUAUGGGGUACUCGAGAAAGAAGAGCUCAUCUUUUGUCAACUAAAUACUUUGAAUGUCAUUGUGAUAGAUGUUCUGAUGCUACCGAACUGGGUACCAACUUCAGUACAGUAAUAUGUAAUGUCAAAAAUUUUUGUAAAGGAAAUCUUACCCCAAAAUAUCCUCUAGAUGAUUCUAGUGAAUGGGAAUGUGAUAGGUGUCCAACAACAGUUUCAUCAAAUAAAAUUGAUGCAAUUUUAAUGGAUUUAAAUCAUACUGCUGAAAAAGCUCUUACAAAUCCGAGUAUUAACUCAUUAGAAAAUGCCCUUUCUAAAUUAAAAACUCAUCUCCAUUCAAACCAUUAUUUAUGCUUCAAUUUAAAACAUACAUUGAUACAGUUGUAUGGUCAUUCAAUGGGUUACAAACAUUCAAUGCUUACUGAAGAUUUAUUAAAAAGAAAAUUAAAAUUAUGCAGAGACAUGUUCAAUGUACUAAAUAUUUUAGAUCCUUUAUACAUACGGUUAAAUAUUUAUACAUCAGUGGUAUUAUAUGAACUUCAUUUGGUCUUAUUGGAAACAGCUGCAAGAAUAUCAGAAAAUAAAGCUGAAAGUAAAGGAAUGUGCAAUGAAGCUAAAAUAUUAUUGUCUAAAGCAUUAGAUAUGCUUAAAAAUGAACCAGAAGGGUCUCCUGGUUUUAAAUUGUUACAAGCUUAUAAACCCAAUAAAACCAAUCAUUAGUAACUUGGAAUUCAAUUGCUUUAGUUACAUUUAGCUCAUUAACUCUUUUGCAGAAAAUUAUUUAUGUGUAAUUUUAAUAGUCUUGAAAUAAUUUUAAUGAAACUUGAAUUGUUUAACUCAAACCAUCCUGACCUUGAUUUUUAUUUUAUACAUGUAAUUAUGACAU
Messenger RNA from Sipha flava (yellow sugarcane aphid), 1861 nucleotides. RefSeq names its product SET domain-containing protein SmydA-8-like. Bases 97 to 1695 code for a protein of 532 amino acids. The transcript is spliced from 7 exons. NCBI's taxonomy places the organism in Eukaryota, Metazoa, Arthropoda, Insecta, Hemiptera, Aphididae. The record is from RefSeq and is a predicted model, not a curated record.